Molecule: messenger RNA, 759 nt
Organism: Culicoides brevitarsis
Lineage: Eukaryota; Metazoa; Arthropoda; Insecta; Diptera; Ceratopogonidae
Product: glutathione S-transferase theta-1-like
Exons: 2
Coding region: 43-735 (230 amino acids)
Biological process (GO): glutathione metabolic process
Cellular component (GO): cytoplasm
Molecular function (GO): glutathione transferase activity
Source: RefSeq, a predicted model, not a curated record
UCCCGGCAUUUCUUAUCAGAAUUCCGUAAAAAUUCAUCAAAAAUGUCCAAACAAGUUAAAUUAUAUUUUGAUUUGCUGUCCCAACCAUCACGGGCCUUGUUCAUGGUCUUCAAUUUGGCUCGAAUUCCCGUAAUUCAUCAACCUGUGGCAUUGAGAAAACGAGCUCAACUUACCCCGGAGUUCAAAGCCAUAAAUCGCUUCCAAAAAGUGCCUUGCAUCGUCGAUCACGACGGUUUCAAGCUUUCCGAGAGUAUCGCCAUCCUCCGGUACUUGGAUCAAAAGGGCGACUUCCCGUAUCUUCGUGAUUUGUACCCAAAUGACCUCCGAAAACGCGCAAAAAUCGAUGAAUUCCUCGAAUGGCAACACAACGGCGUUCGUCUUCAUUGCGGAACGUAUUUUGAACUCGUCUGGCGAAUGCCUUUGGUAACUGGAAAACCCUCUCCAGCUGCUGAGGUCAAAAAAAGUCGCGAAGAAAUGAUAAAAAUAUUGGAUUUCAUGGAAAAUGUGUGGCUUGGCGAUGGAAAUCGAUUCUUGACGGGCGAAAAAUUGACUGUAGCCGACAUUUGGGGUGCUUGUGAGGUAGAACAACCGAGAAUGGCGGGGUUUGAACCGCGCGAAGGACGUCCUUUGCUUGAAAAAUGGCUUGCGGAGGUACAAAAAGCUACGAAUCCCGUGUAUGAUGAAGCUCACGAGUACCUGAGAAGAGCAGAAAAGAAGUUUAAAAGUCAAAAUUGAGAUUUUUAAUGAUAAUAAAUGAAU